Tilletiopsis washingtonensis is the source of this 615-nucleotide messenger RNA. RefSeq names its product ribosomal protein L13. Gene Ontology annotation, molecular function: mRNA binding; structural constituent of ribosome. Gene Ontology annotation, biological process: negative regulation of translation; translation. NCBI's taxonomy places the organism in Eukaryota, Fungi, Basidiomycota, Exobasidiomycetes, Entylomatales. Bases 1 to 615 code for a protein of 204 amino acids. Gene Ontology annotation, cellular component: ribosome; cytosolic large ribosomal subunit. The transcript is spliced from 3 exons. The record is from RefSeq and is a predicted model, not a curated record.
AUGUCGCAGUUCUCCUCGAAGCCCAUCGUCGUCGAUGCCAAGGGGCACCUGCUCGGUCGCCUUGCGUCGACGCUGGCCAAGCAGGCCCUGUCCGGCCAGAAGAUCACCGUCGUGCGCUGCGAGGAGAUCAACGUUUCGGGUAGCUUCUUCCGCAACAAGCUGCGCUACCACGCCUACCUGCACAAGCGCCACCUUGUCAACCCGACGCGUGCCGGUCCCUUCCACUUCCGCGCCCCCUCGCGCAUCCUCUACAAGGCCAUCCGCGGCAUGAUCCCGCACAAGACGGCCCGCGGUGCCGCCGCUCUGGAGCGCCUGAAGCUCUACGAGGGCAUGCCGCCGCCGUUUGACCGCCAGAAGAAGGUCGUCAUCCCGGCUGCUCUGCGCGCCCUGCGCCUCAAGCCGGGACGCAAGUACUGCACGAUCAAGCGGAUCUCGCACGAGGUCGGCUGGGGCUACAAGGACGUCGUCGACAAGCUCGAGGCGAAGCGAAAGGUCAAGGGCGAGGCCUUCCACGCGCAGCGCAAGGCCGCCGUCAAGAAGCAGGCGCAGGCCGCUACCAACGCCGGCUCGGCCAUUGCCGAGGUCAACCAGCGCCUGGCCGUGUACGGCCUGUAA